This is a messenger RNA of Punica granatum (pomegranate), 774 nucleotides long. NCBI's taxonomy places the organism in Eukaryota, Viridiplantae, Streptophyta, Magnoliopsida, Myrtales, Lythraceae. The record is from RefSeq and is a predicted model, not a curated record.
UGUUUCCUCCUCGCUCGGUCGCGCCGAGUCUGCCAGAGAGAGGAGGAUAAGGAGGAGGAGAAGAAGAGGAGGAGAUCAGGAUGAUGCCUCAGCAAUGGGGCUCUCCUUGCGGGAGCCAAUGCACGAGCAAGUACGCCGCCCUCAUACAGAUUCCCUGGAGAGUAUUUUGCAAAAAGGGUUGCGAUGCAGAUGGAGAGACAUGGGAAGAAUAGGAACACUAUGAAAGGUUUGGCCGAAUGCAAUGAGAUUUGUUACAAGGACCCCGUUUUGAAGGACCAACAGUGGAGUGCUUACAUAGAUCGUUCUCCUGGUGCUGACAAUUACUCCGAGAAGUGCUUUCACGCCUGUGUAUCAGGAUGUGGAUACAAGUUCAAAAUCCAUCCAGAGAAGGUCCAUCAAGUUCGGUCUAAUAGGCCACCCAAGCCUCCUCCACCUGUUCGGAAGCCAAUUGAACCUGCUUCCCAACCUCGCUCACCCUCCGAAGACGUUCCCUGUACUUCUGCGUAGGCAGAAUAUAACUCACCAUAUUGAUAGGGAAUACCCCGUUAGUCUUUCCUCUCCUACAGCUUCACAGCUCACCCCAAGGUUACAAAGGGGCAAAGAGCUCUUUUAGUCGACUGAAAUAGAGGAUUCAUUUUUUCUUUUUCUAACUCAGGCGGAAUCCAUGUUUUUCUUCGGUUGUAGCUGGAAUGACUCGAAUUUUGAACUCUAGUAUGAUGAUCGGUUUUCUGGUUUCCUAACUAAAUUGCCUAUGACUCGUCAGUACUUUCUGAA